UCCAGCUAACCAGUAGAGAGCUGCUCCUGAGGGACUGUCCAAAGCAGAGACCAAGGCAAGUCUCAGCACACGUCUUCUUGCAAUGGAACAUUAUAAGGCUGCCAUGGUGCUGGGGGGAGUUGGAGAUGCUCUGGGCUACAGGAACUCUAUGUGGGAGAACUGUCCUUCAGGUGUGGUAAUUCUAGCUGAAUUGAAAGCUCUGGGUGGAUUGGAAGGCAUUACAUUAACGGAGGACAGCUGGCCCGUCAGCGAUGAUACACUUAUGCACAUAGUAACAGCAGAGGCACUUGUGUCAGAUUUCUGGUCCUUUGAGGAUCUUUAUCGUGAAAUGGUGAAGGUUUACGUUGAGGUUGUUGAAAAAAUCCAUAAGAGGCGACCAGAUCCAGCGACUGUUGAAGGCUGCACCCAGCUCAAACCAGAUAAUUAUAUCCUGGGAUGGCACACACCUUUUAACGUGAAAGGGUCAGGAUUUGGUGCAGCCACUAAGGCCAUGUGCAUCGGGAUGAGAUACUGUCAACCUGAGAAGCUAGACAAUCUUGUACAAGUGAGCAUUGAAUCCGGCCGAAUGACACACAACCACCCUACAGGUUUCCUGGGAUCACUGUGCACAGCUCUGUUCGCAUCCUAUGCUGUCCAGCGCAAGCCCAUGGUGGAGUGGGGAAGGGAGAUGUUAAAGGUUGUUGGUGUGGCCGAGGCAUACUGUAGGAGAACCAUUCGUCAUAUGUCAGAAUACCAAGAAAAUUGGUUUUAUUUUGAAACCAAGUGGCAAUCAUAUUUGGAAGAAAGAGGAAUUGCACAGGAAGGGCAGAACACACCGACUUUUCCAAAGAAUUACGACGCGGAGAAAAGAGAUCAGGUAUACAAGGAAUGGAGCUCCGAAGGUGUGGGUGGGAGAAGAGGACAUGAUGCUCCAAUGAUAGCCUAUGAUGCACUCCUGUUCGCUGGGGGUGACUGGACAGAACUGUGUAAUCAUGCCAUGUUUCAUGGAGGUGAGAGUGGAGCCACCGGAUCAAUUGCAGGCUGCCUCUACGGCUUACUUUAUGGAAUGACGAGCAUUCCCAAAGGAUUAUAUGAGAAUUUAGAAUUCAGGGAGAAACUGGAGGAGCUUGCAGAAGAACUAUAUAAAGCAGCAAAAUGACAGCAAAACCCCUUAACAGGUAUAAGGGGGCAAGUGGAACACUACCUGUCACUCUAAGAGAGCUACAGUUUCAGAUUUUCAGACUCUUUCUUAACCUACAAAGCUACUCUCUGAACUAUGCAAUAAUAAAUAUUACUGAUAUGAGGGCAGAUGAAAAAAUAUAACUAGGAAUGAGCACAAAGCUAUAAUUAUAAUAAACGUGUUUACCUCACUA
This is a messenger RNA of Carcharodon carcharias (great white shark), 1352 nucleotides long. RefSeq names its product ADP-ribosylhydrolase like 1 (gene adprhl1). Gene Ontology annotation, biological process: protein de-ADP-ribosylation. Gene Ontology annotation, molecular function: ADP-ribosylarginine-[protein] hydrolase activity; magnesium ion binding. The coding region runs from base 83 to 1138 and encodes 351 amino acids. The record is from RefSeq and is a predicted model, not a curated record. The transcript has 7 exons. NCBI's taxonomy places the organism in Eukaryota, Metazoa, Chordata, Chondrichthyes, Lamniformes, Lamnidae.